CAAUAUUCGACCCGUUCGACUAAAAUAAUGCAUCCAGAUUGGAAAGAUACCAAAUCCACGUCAGACACCAGUGAGUCGUUUUGCCCUGCAAAAACAACGCAGUCGUGCGGUGUCUCUUUUUGGUUUGCUGCUGUGUCGCAGUGUCGUGUACAGAUGCCAUGUACGGCGCGAGAGCCAAAAAAGAGGCAUGUGCUUCGUCCAUCCUGCUUUAUUUUCUGAAGGAGCAUCAUCAUCAGCACUUUUGAUGAUGAGGAUGCAGUGAUGAAUCACUCAAUCGUUCCCUCAAUCCUCCAUUUAAACGAGAGGACACUCGAAAACCCGAUUGAUUACAUCCACUAGAUUGUCUCACAAUCUAAUAUACGCUUAUCCACAACACACACAAUCACUCCAACUCUUAUCCAAUAACUAACAAUACAAAAUGAUGAAAUUUUCGCCCUUCGUUCUUGGACUAGUCGCCAUUAUGGCUACGUCGACUUCUGCUUUUGUUCCAUCGUCGAACAGAAUGCUUUCCAAAACUCUACCAACUCAAAAAAUUGGAAACAACAAGAGCAUCGAAUCUGUUCUCUUCAUGGCUGACGAAAACGUGAGUGUGAACAAAAUCUUCAAAGAAGCCACCAGCAUUAUGCGGUCGAAUCCUKAAUAAUUCUGAUCGGUUUGCACAAAUUAAGUUUCUCAUGGCUUCAAUUCUUCUUCGUCUAAUUUUUUUGCCGAACAGGAAACUGAGUGGAGUGCGCCCACCUCCGCAAUGAUUGGCGGAGCCGGUGUGAACAACGCCGGAGAACCGCCUUUUGAAAUCCGUGGGUUUUCUCUUGGAAACCUUGUCAUUUUCUCUGGAAUUAUGAUCACAAUCCUUUCGUUCGCAGAAUACCUCAGUGAUUCGGGUGCGGAUGGUUUGAAUGUAUCUGGUUUGGGAUUCGUCUAUGGAAUCCCCGUGUUUUUGGCYGGAGCCGCCCUGAAAUACGCCGAGAUCGAACCCGUUCCGUGCAUAUCCAGYCCAGCUGCCGAACGCAUUUUYGACGAUAAGGCAACCGAAAUCAUUGCCAAAAUCAAGCAGGAUGUUACGAGACAUCGAUACGGAGACGAAGCUCACUUGGAUACGACCGUGAAAAAGCUGGGUCUGGUUGUUCCGGGAAAAGAUUAUCCGCAGCUCAUGGAACUCAGAGAAGAUGUUGAAGACGGGGAACUCACAUUCACAAUGGUAUGGCAAUCAAUCGACACUCCUUACAAGAUGUGGGCCGACGAGCGACGAGUAAAGAAAUACGAGACAUUUUUCGGACCCGGAGUUGCAGCAGAGGUUGUCAAGAUUGAUGCCGAACAACGACUUGUCGGAAUCAAGUUAACAACAACGUCCUCCACUCCUGCUGUAGCAGCAUAAGCGACACACACGCUUUUCUUUCUUUCGACAAAUGCAGUCGAGAUUAAAAUUUAUCAUACCGUACAAUAGAAUCACACCAUUUUC
Messenger RNA from Pseudo-nitzschia multistriata, 1459 nucleotides. NCBI's taxonomy places the organism in Eukaryota, Bacillariophyta, Bacillariophyceae, Bacillariales, Bacillariaceae. The record is from the annotation of a GenBank genome assembly.